UGUUUAUGCUCUUGAAUAAUAAAGCAUUAUCCCUCAAUUAUUUAAAUGUGUAUAUAUAUACAAACAACCUUAACACAUUUGCAAUAUUCUAUAAUGCAGUAAAGGACAAGUUUAUUGAUAAUUUAAUUCCAAAAAUUAAUAAAAAAUUAAAAAUCAAAAGUGACGUUAAGUCAUAUACAGAUAUAAAUUCUGAUAACAAUAUAAUUAAUUUAUCACUUAGUAAAUUGACUAAAAAUGAGAAGAAAAUAGAUGGUAAAAUAAUUGAUCAAGAAUUAAAUGUAGAUAUAAAUGAUAAAGUGAUAUUUAACAUAGAUAAUAUUGUGUGUGAGCAUAAAAUUUAUGAUAUAAAAUUUAAAACUGAACCUAAAAAUUAUGAAAUCAGUUCAGACAUAUCAUGUAAAACAUCUUUUCGUAGUAAUGGCAUAUCACAAAAUAUUGAUGAUAAAAAGUUGAUUAAGCUUGAUUGCAUUUCAAAAUAUUCAAAUGCUGAUCAUAUAACUAAAUUAAUUGAUUCUAUAAAGAAAUUUCCUUUAUACUAUAAAAAAUUAGAAAAUAGAGAUCUCUAUGAACAAAAUAAUGAUAAUAUUGAUCAAUUCAACCUAUUUAAUGAUGUUGAUAAGCUUCCUAGUGUUAAAACAAUUUUAAGAGAAACUGCUAGUAAAGAGUCCUUAAUGAAAUUAUUUAUUUGGCGUAAAAAAAUGAUCAAACAAAUGGGAACUAAACCUUUUGUUGAAUAUAAUAGAAGCUUAAUAAAAUAUGGAAGCAAUUUGCACUCCCUUUUGGAGAAGAGGUAUAAAGGUCAGACUAUCAAUGAAAAUUUAAUACCUGAUCAAAAUAAAGGACAUUGGAAAAGUUUACAAAACGUAUUUGACAUGAUUCCCACACUAGAUAUACAUGAAAAAUCUGUCACCCAUCCCUAUCUAGGUUACACUGGGAUUGUAGAUGCUUUAGGGACAUAUGAUAUUUGUGCUAUAGAAUGGAAAACGUCAGUUAAUUCAAAACCAAAUUUAAUAAAAACAAUGGAUACCCCAUUACAAGUUGCUGCUUACAUUGGUGCUUUAAAUUUUGAACCUAACCUCCUUUAUAAUCGUCCUAUUAAAAAUGCCGUGAUUGUAAUCGCUUACCAAAGUGGCGAUCCUGCAGAUUUAUUCUAUCUUCCUCACGAAAUUACCGAUUACUAUUGGCAAGAAUGGCUCUUUAGAUUAUCAACAUUUUGGAGCCAGAAGUUAAAUGCUCAAUUUGGCAAUACGUUAUUAUAAUUUAAAAAAAUAUCCUUCCCUUCUUUAUUAUCCAAACUAACUAUCAAAAUAUUACUUUAUAGACUAUAAUGAUAUUCUCAUAUAUAAUUAUAAAAUUUCAUUUAUAGUGUUAUAAAAUGCGUGUUAUAUUAAAAUUGCUAAUGGUAUUCAUCAGAAGUCUGCAAAGCCUGCCCAAAAGAGUACAGACUGGCUUGGAAAAAUUAUUGAUCCCAUAUCAUUUACCUAUUAUAGGCCGAGCUGUGAGAAUUUUGGACAGGUUUUGCAGUAUCAAACUCAUUCAUAUAUAUAAAUAAGGUUGCCAUAAUUAAAUUUGACUUAUCAAUAUCUAUUUGAAUAAAGAUCAUGAUUUAAAUAAUCUCUUUUAGUUUUGGUUUUAAUAAUUUAUUAG
This is a messenger RNA of Gordionus sp. m RMFG-2023, 1647 nucleotides long. RefSeq lists its product as uncharacterized. The transcript has 5 exons. Gene Ontology annotation, molecular function: single-stranded DNA exodeoxyribonuclease activity. Gene Ontology annotation, cellular component: mitochondrion. NCBI's taxonomy places the organism in Eukaryota, Metazoa, Nematomorpha, Gordioida, Chordodea, Parachordodidae. Gene Ontology annotation, biological process: mitochondrial DNA replication. The coding region runs from base 6 to 1259 and encodes 417 amino acids. The record is from RefSeq and is a predicted model, not a curated record.